AUGGUGUGGGACCCGUGGCUCAUAGUAGCACAAAUCGCGUGUCUACAGUCGUUAUUUUACCUCUCUCUCGGCGUUUUCCUGUGGCUCUUCGUCGGGUCGCACGUUCCGCGAUUCACGCUCAAGUAUUUCUUCGACUACUCCGUGCUUUCGCCGUCCAGCUUCGUCGGCUGGUGCUGCAUAUUCGCGUUUCUGGCGAACGCGUUUGUAGGCGCCUUCUAUCUGGUGGUGGUGGUGGAGCGAACCAAGAAGUACCUCGAUUUCGCCGCCAUGGUACAUCUGCUGCACGUGCUGCUCUGCCUGCUCGAUUCUCAUUGUGCUCGGUCUCCCGUCCCCCUCUCCACAUCCCCUAUCCAUACCCCCUAUGUCAUCCCCUCCUCCCCCUCCUACCAGCGCCUUCUAUGUGGUGGUGGUGGUGGAGCGAACCAGGCAGUACCUCAGGUUCUGCCCCUAACCACAUUCCCUCCAAUUCCCCACUCUUUCCCACGCCGCUUCCCAUCCACCAGCGCCUUUUACUUGGUGGUGGUGGUGGAGCGAACCAAGAAGUGCCUCGACUUUGCAGCCACGGUGCAUCUGCUGCACGCGCUGCUCUGCCUGCUCUACGCCCACGUCCCCUCCUCCUUCUCCUUCUGGCUCACCUCCUUCCUCUCCUGCCUGCUCAUGACUCUCCUCGGGGAAUGGCUGGUCGAGUCGAGCCUGAGUUCGAAGCAGUCUACUUAUUCAGCUGAAUGGCAGUUUCCACCUUGA
Messenger RNA from Closterium sp. Naga37s-1, 744 nucleotides. Lineage: Eukaryota; Viridiplantae; Streptophyta; Zygnematophyceae; Desmidiales; Closteriaceae. The record is from the annotation of a GenBank genome assembly.